GAGCCGAAAGCGUGCGCACUACGAGUCCCAUGGCGGACAUGUUUGCUUCGGCACUGAGGACGACGAGGCGCCGUGCGAUCUACCGCCAUGCCCUAUGGACUGCGUCUUUGAGGACUGGGCCCCAUGGUCUGACUGCACAACUUCCUGCGGCAACGGCACCCAUGUGAGAAGCCGCAGUGUCACUUUUGCAGCCAACGGUGGCAAGGAGUGCGACUCGCCUGUGCUGCAAGACGUGAAGGACUGCGGAAUCGCACCUUGCCCUGUUCACUGUCAGCUAUCUGAAUGGACGAAGUGGACUUCGUGCUCAGUGAGCUGUGGAGGUGGAAUGGCUUCACGUACGCGCAGCGAGGAAGUCCCCGCAAAGUAUGGAGGUCACAGCUGUCAGGGCCCGAUAGCGGCGGAUGAGGCUUGCAACGCGCAGCCCUGCCCUGUGGACUGCGAGUGGGGCGCCUGGACAGAGUUCGAUGCUUGCUCGGUGUCCUGUGGAGGAGGCAAGAAGCAGAAGAAGAGAAUUGUAUGGGUGGCUCCUGCCCAUGGGGGCCGCGAAUGCGAAGGCUUGCCGAUCGACGAGGAGUCCUGCAACGAGCACCCGUGUCCCGAUGACUGCCACUGGAGCGAAUGGAGCAGCUUCACCGUGUGCAGCAUGACAUGCGGUGGCGGCACGACCGGUCGGACAAGGAGCAUUGUCAAGGAGGAACAUGAUGGAGGCACUCCCUGCGAGGGCGACACCGCGGAACAGUUACCUUGCAAUGUGCAGAUCUGUCCCGGGGAUUGCCAGUGGGAUGAGUGGAGUUCUUGGACUCCCUGUAGCAAAUCCUGUGGGGGUGGCGUGAUCCGCCGCUUUCGUGAUGUUGUGGAGCCUGGCCACGAUGGAGGUGCCAGCUGCACAGGCGAUGCUGAACAGGAAGCUCCGUGCGAUGCAAGCAGCUGCCCCGUCGACUGUGUGAUCACUGAUUGGUCGGACUGGUCGGCUUGCUCUACAUCCUGCGAUGGUGGUGUCGUUGUCAGGUUCAGAGUCGUUCAAGUUGAAGCUGCUUUUGGCGGGCUUCAGUGUCCGCAGAACCUCACGGAAUCCUACGAGUGUGCUGCAGGCCCGUGCCCUGUCGACUGCAAGCUUGGUGACUGGAGGGAUUGGACCGCGUGCUCCACUUCCUGCGGGCACGGCCAGCGAGUCCGCACCAGGCUUCGAGAAAACGAGCGCUUCGGCGGGCUUCCAUGUGAUGAGGCCCUGGUGCAGGAAGAGGAGUGUUAUGCGGCACCCAUCCAUCCGCAAUGCCCCGAUCUGCCCACUACCCACUCGACAACGCUGCACCUGUCCGACUUGGCGGCGGCAGCUGCGGCAGCAUCUCCUCCCAUGCUCCCGCCUAAUCUGGCGAAAGAGGCUGGGCUCCAGAAACUGUUGUGCACGGGCAUAUAG
Messenger RNA from Symbiodinium pilosum, 1417 nucleotides. Lineage: Eukaryota; Dinophyceae; Suessiales; Symbiodiniaceae. The record is from the annotation of a GenBank genome assembly.